AUGGAGCAAAAGAAAUUGGUUGCUAGUAUUUUGAAUUUCUUACAGAGUUCAUUACCAUCGAUGUCACAGGACGAUGCAGAGUCAUUGCAAGUCUCGAUCGAUUGUAUCCGUGGUGCCUUCUCUGUAAAUGAGUCGGAUGCCUCAUUACAAACCACCGCUACACUCGAAGAGAUCUUCAAUAAUCAUCUCCAACAACAAACACCACAAUCCAACACAUCGACAACCUCUACAACUACAGCCACACCAACAUCGCCGGCUUCAGUAGAUGCUCUCAUAAACAAAACAAUCGGUGAAGUCCCAGAGGAACUAAGAGAAAUGUUUGCUAGUUAUUUCAAUAUUUUAAAGACCAAAGGUGCUUUCGUUGAUCCAUCGAAGGCUGAAACUGUUGUCAUGAGUGCUAAACUCAAGUUUUUCGAAAUAAAGUCAGUAGAGAUCAAGGCUGCUGCUGAGAAAUUAAAGGUUGAGGGAAAUUCUAAACUCAGUGGUCACGAUUACAAUGGUGCUGUCGAAUGCUAUACUAAGGCUAUUCAAUACGAUCCAACCAAUGCCAUCUACUUUGCCAAUCGUUCAUCGGCAUUUAGCAAUCUCAAACAAUAUGAAAAAGCCGUUGAGGAUGCCAACACUGCUAUCGAAAGAAAUCCAUCCUACGGUAAAGCCUAUUUCAGACUUGGAUCUGCAAAUAUGUCACUUGGUAAAAUUCAAGAAGCAGUCGAUGCCUACAAGAAAGCAAUUGAAUUGGAACCAAAUAAUGAAGUUUACAAAUCAUCUUUGGCUAAUGCCGAAUCUAAAGUAAAUAGUCCAACUUCUGGUGGUGGAAUGCCAAAUAUUCCAGGUAUGCCAGAUCUGGGUGGAUUGGAUUUAGGAUCACUUUUGAACAACCCAAUGUUAAGAAAUAUGGCACAAAACUUUAUGCAAGAUCCACAAAUGAGACAAAUGAUGGAGAACCAAAAUUUCCAAGAUAUUGCGAGAAAUGUUUUAAAUAAUCCAGAUCAAAUGGCAAAUAUGUUUGGUGGUUUGAUGGGAAAGAAUGUAAUUAUUGAUGGUGUUGAAGAAUUUUAA
Messenger RNA from Heterostelium album PN500, 1059 nucleotides. RefSeq names its product tetratricopeptide-like helical domain-containing protein (gene sgtA). The record is from RefSeq and is a predicted model, not a curated record. The coding region runs from base 1 to 1059 and encodes 352 amino acids. Gene Ontology annotation, cellular component: membrane; TRC complex. Lineage: Eukaryota; Evosea; Eumycetozoa; Acytosteliales; Acytosteliaceae. Gene Ontology annotation, molecular function: molecular adaptor activity; protein binding. The transcript has 6 exons. Gene Ontology annotation, biological process: post-translational protein targeting to endoplasmic reticulum membrane.